CUUCAGUACAAGUGUAACGCUCUUUGAGAGAGCACGUGUUUAUUUUGAACUUCCAACAAACAAUAACAGUUUUCAUCAAACGUACGUGACAAUAAUUAUUACGGAUUUAUUGAAAUAUUGUUUUAAUACUAUUAACAAAUUGACGAAUCGUACGGUGAAGUUUCGUUCGUGACCAGUCGGUUCACUAAUUUUGCAACGAUUGGCAACGAAAUUUAGAGUCGUAAACAGCUGAAUAUUCGCGGGGAUAAUUCGUACUUGCGAAACGCGUCAUCGAAAUACGUGAUAGGUGGAUUGGUAAUAAAGAAUCUCGUAUGGAUUGGGCGACAGUAGCGCCAAGAGGGAGCAAGGCUCGAGGAAACGGUGCGAACGUCAGUCAGUGAGCGUCUGCUGGUGCAGACGGUUCUCAAGGAAAGUGUGAAGUACAUUAUUUCGUAAUAAGCCUUCCCGGAGAAAAGAACAAAGGACUUUGACAUUCAAAUUCGUGUAUGGUCACGGUUCGUUGACACCACUGGUAUCGAGUGUUUAUGAUUCAUUCUUCGUAAUGGUGUAAUAAAGACAAUUGGAAGAAACAUAUGCAUAAGUGAACGAAAUAUUGUUUGGUGUGAAGUGAAAGAAAGGAAAGAAAGAAAAAACAGUUUGGGUCCCGGCUCGAUUGCACAGGACACCUGACAGCUCUUCGCUUUGUUCGUCGCUGUGUGUGCGUGUACGAGCGUUUCGUGCUGUUGAAACAUACAUACACAUUAAAACUUGAGCGAGUUACACACCCUCGAAUUCAAUCGAUCCAGUGCAAAAACGGAGAAGGCUCAUAUCCUCUGCAUUUGCUUUUUAUCUGCAGGAUAACGUUCGGCGAAGAGUUCGAAUAUCCCAUGGGUUAAAAAUACCCGAAAUAGAGACGAAACGUCCACAUUUGACGAGUGACACUUUGUACUAACGCAGACCGAUAGAUAUUUCUUGCAAAAUGGUCGGCUAAAGACAGUUUCGAAAAUAGACAGUGUGUGCGUGUGUGAGUGGGUGGGCACACCUGACUCGUUAGUUGACAGUUGAACCAUUCAAAUAUUUGUCACUGAAGAAUCGCUUUCUCGAUUUUCAAGCGACUUUUUUAUUCUUUCUCUCGGGACGUGCUCGACACGUCCCCGACCUUUGUGCUCUCUGGAAAAACUCUGUUCCUCAGCCUUUUUCGUCUCAUUCCUACUAUUUUUUCAUCCACUAAACGUUGAAGCUUUCUGAGCCCAAGGACUUAAGAUGUACAGCAUGAACUACAUAGGAAAGUUCAUCAGCAAUUUUCGUGACUUUUACAACGAAAUCAACACAGCCACUCUCACUGGAGCUAUCGAUGUUGUCGUCGUUGAACAAGGCGAUGGAUCAUUCACCUGUUCACCUUUUCAUGUUCGAUUCGGCAAACUCGGGGUCCUUCGCUCAAGAGAAAAAGUGGUCGAUAUAGAAAUAAAUGGAGAGCCUCGUCAAAUUCACAUGAAACUUGGGGAGUCUGGUGAAGCUUUUUUCGUUGAAGAAGUCAGCUUGGAUGGAUCACCCACCGAUUCAGAAAUUCCACCGCACUUGGCUUGCUCGCCCAUUCCUGACGACAGCUGCUUUCCUUCUGCAAGAUUCCGCAUGCCCGAUUUGCCACAAGAGCAGCAUGAAAUAAUACUGCGUGAUUCAGUGUUGUCGAUCGAGCGUGAAAAAUUGGAGCAAAUGUCGCUGUUACCGCCGGAUCAGCGAGAGCGAUUUCUGCUCGAACAAUUUUCCGAUUUGCCGAGUGAACAGCGUGAAAAAUGGUUGCAAAUCGCAUCGUUGACUUACGAGGAACGAGAUAAAAUAUUUCGAGAGAGUUUCGGGGACAUGUCGGCACUGCAAAAGCAACAAAUUUUGCGAGAGCAAUAUUCGGCUCUGAAGGUUGAAGAUCGUGAGAAAUUGUUCAAAGAAAACUUUCCUGAAUUGACGAUCGAGCAAAGGCAAAAGUUCGAAAAAGCUCUGCUCGCCGAUUGGAAAACCAAAGGCGAACAGUGGGACUUGAAACAAGUCGAUGCGACCAACACCGAAGAGGAAAUUUUUGACAUGGAUAACAUCAACGAGGACGAACCAAAACCUGCCAUUUCAACCCCAAAAUCUUUCGUUGCUUGCACCUCUUCCGAUCGCAUUAGAAAAAUCAGCGUUGUUGCCAAUGACUUCAGACCUAUCAACGACGAUCCACAGAGCAGCGCCAAGGAAAAAUCCAGCGACGAAUCCAACACUUCGAAUAGUAAGAAAAACUCCAAGGAAGAAACUCCCGAGGAAAUCAACAAAAGUAGUAUCACUUCCUCCAAGAAAAAACGGAAGAGAAAGAGCGUCACCAAGAGAAAAGGAUCGCAGAGAAAAGCAAGCAACGGGAGCAGCAGCCAAACCGAAAUGAGCGAAAGCGACGCUAUUGCUGCUGAAGAAACAGAAAAUAUACAAAAAGGUCCGAGCCCUGUGGUGGAAAUCGAAACAAAAACUGCAAAAAAUGAUUCGCUCGUAGCUCCCACGAACUUCGUAUCCGAAAUCAAACACCCGGAAAACGAUUUUCAUUUCUUCAGCGACACGGAAGUAACCAAGAACCGGGAUUCCAGGCCAUCCUCUCCGGUUCAAUCGGACACUGAAUUCGAGAUGCGCAAGAUCGAGCAGCAAGGCAAUGAGCUCGAAGACGAGAAGACCCAUCAGCAGAGCUGGCGAUGGGGCGAAUUGCCCAGUCCACCUCCGGAUUCGAGCCACCCCAUGAACGCGUCAACGACCUCGGUUCCGCCCAACGACACUGAGGCUCAUCGAUCUAUGCUCAGCGGUAUGUUCUCCUUCAUGAAGAAGACGUCACGGGUAAGACACAAUCCGGAAUCCGAGGGCAUUUAUCUGAGUGAUCUUAACGCGGACGAGCUGGAUCCCGAAGUCGCCGCGCUAUAUUUCCCCUCGUCCCACCGCGGCCCUACAGUGGUCAAAGAAGGCAAAGGCGUUGACGAGGAAGAUACUGAAUCCGGGAACGGUCCGAGCUUGCCACAAAGCCCGAACAGCGUCGAAGGCGCAAUCGGUGGUCCCAAAUCUUUGGACAGCGAUUUCGAAGAAUCCAAACAAUCUCUUUUCGAGAAUAACCUUGAAAUAAGUCUCUCACUUUGCGGCGGUCUUGACUCCGUCAGCGGACCAUCCGACGAUGCUUUCCAACAAAAUCUUUUGCACUUCGAAGACUUUUGCAAUGAUGUCAAACUCUACGAGAAUCCGAAUCUGGUCGUCAAAAUAAACGGCAAAUUCUACAACUGGGCCACCGCUUGUCCCAUCAUCGUCACUCUCGCUGCUUUUCAACGAUGCUUGCCGCAACAAGCCGUCGAAAAUCUCUACGCUCAGUUCAUCUCGCUGCCUGUUCACGAAGAAAAUAAAAAAGCUAUUAGCGGCAAAACCGUGGAAGGACGCGGCGGUUAUACCUCUUGGUUCUCAUGGAGAAGAUCCGCACAACCUCCCAAACAAACUCAGGAUAUUAGCGAAGUCGAUGGACCUGUUACGGAGGCGACGGAAAUAGCUCCGAGUCUCAACGUCGUGACCACAAACGAGACAAUGGAACAAAGCAAUUUGCAAGAAAUAGAGCCAAAGACUGACGAAGUAACCGAAACGCCGAUAACGCUAGAGGUGCAGAAUGGUCCGACGAGUUUGUCCUCGAGUCCCGAAGAUCCUACCGUCGUUGUAAAAAACAAUAAAUCCGGCGAAGGCGAGGGUUACAGCGGCAGCGAAGAUUCGGACAGCAACCCAAAUGGCAAAUCGACUGGUGUCAAAAUUCCAAAAGAGCGAAGACCCUAUUACGAAUCUACUGAGAAGUAUCGCAAAACUCUCCGGCUUUCUUCUGAGCAAAUAGCAAGUCUGAAUCUGAAAGAAGGUCCUAACGAGGUCGUAUUCAGCGUGACAACCGCUUACCAAGGAACUUCACGGUGCAAGUGUCACAUCUACAGAUGGAGAUGGGACGACAAAAUCGUGAUUUCUGACAUCGACGGAACGAUCACCAAGUCCGACGUUCUUGGGCACAUUCUGCCAAUAGUUGGAAAAGAUUGGGCGCAGUCGGGAGUUGCUCAAUUGUUUACGAAAAUCAAGAACAACGGUUACAAACUGUUGUAUCUGUCGGCUCGUGCGAUCGGUCAAGCGAGAGUCACGAGGGAAUAUCUCAAAAGCAUAAAACAGGGCGAUUUGUCGUUGCCCGAAGGUCCUUUGCUGCUCAAUCCCACGAGCUUGAUUUCCGCUUUUCAUCGUGAAGUCAUCGAAAAGAAACCUGAGCAAUUCAAAAUCUCGUGUCUAACCGACAUUCAAGCACUUUUUCCUGAAGGAUCGAAACCCUUCUACGCCGGUUAUGGCAAUCGCAUCAACGACGUUUGGGCUUAUCGAGCUGUUGGCAUUCCUAUUAUGCGAAUUUUUACCAUCAAUCAUCGGGGUGAAUUGAAACACGAACUCACCCAAACAUUCCAGUCAUCAUAUUCGAACAUGAGCUUUAUCGUAGACCAUCUUUUCCCUGCAUUGAGGGAGGAUGCAGCAGACGAAUUCAGCAAUUUUUCAUACUGGCGAGAGCCGAUACUGGAACUGCCGAAUCUCGAGACGCUUCUCGCUGAGAGUCAGACAGCCCAAUGAACACUAAAAUAACAUGAAAUUGUUCCCUCGUAAGGAAAAAAAAAAGAUAAAAAAACAAAGAAGAUGCUUGUCUCGCGCGAAUUCGAGCAAAUCCGCAAAUCCCCUCGUGACAAGUAUAUAAACAAUGAGAUAUAUUCAUGUCGUAUAUUCAGCUAACUUUUGUACUCUGUCUCUUCGAUAUUUAGUAUUCUAGGGUAUUAAUGCGAGUGUUUUCGAAGAAAAGAAAACUAAGAAAAAAAAAGAAAAGAACUAAACUAACGCUCAGUCGCUGUUUGAAAUUUUCGUAGAUAGCACUCGAAGUUUGCUUCAAAUUGCCAAAAAUAUUGGUUCGAAACUUGCAAUAAUGCAUUCCAAUUAACAGUACAGGCUCGAGAUUGUUCGACGUAAGAAUUCAAAUAAAAUUAGUCGGUUAUGCGUUCGUCAAAUUCACGGAAAAAAAAAUUCGAAAGACAACAAAAAAUGCUCAGGGCACCAUGUAUAAUUUGCGCUCCUAGGGAAUUAACAAAAAGAAAGCAAAGUUGAAAAGCUCAUCGUCAAACUUGUGCGGAUUAUGGGUAAAGUCCGUUGACCGGAUUUAUAUGAGGAAUUUGUAUUAAUUAGGUUAUUAUAAUUAUUUUAUUACUAUUAUUUAUGAUAGAUAGUUUUCGUUUUAAUAAUUAAAACACUUCAUUUUGAGGAGUUUUGGUUGUCUAUACCGGAGAUGACAAUUCCGUUCGAAAUCCAUUCUACAGUUUUGCCAGAUGAUUAUUUAGUCGUGAUAAAAGCUUUAGUAGGAAACAAUAAUAAAAGAGUGAAAUGAUCUGGCAAACUUGAACCGUAGUUACCUUCGUUUUAAACCUCCGCUGACAAAAUGAUUGAUAAGUUUUGUUUUUUUACUGAGAUCUCUACUUAGUUGGCCUGCUGUCAAGUUGCCAUAUUUAGGAUACGAAGAAAAAGCGGAAGAUUUAAAAAAUAUAUAUUUAUGAAAUGGUAAAUGACAUCUCUGUGCAUUGUGAUAUUUCGAUCAAAUUUGUGCGGGCUGCCUGUUUGAAGUAUAAGCUAUUUUUUUAGUUUCAACCUCUUGUAACUCUCUCGAUAGUAUUCGAAACGGAGAGUAAAAGAGAGAGAGAGGGAGGGAGGGAGAGAGAAGGAAGAGAACAGAAGGAAAGAGAUGUACUGCGAUUGGAGUAUUAUUUUUUUGGAGUAGUGAUAAUACUUUUUUACAAUUUCCGUUUUUUGCUUUUUCUUUGGAGAAAGUCAUGGAAUGUUGAAUGUGCCCAAGUUUGAGAUGGGAGUAAGCUGCGAUGAAAAAUUUACGAUAGACGAGCUGUUUACUUUCUUGAGAAUGUUUAUUUUUACCUUCUUUGAGGUUUACUGUGUGUGUGUAUGUUCGAGACAAAGUAAAGGAGGAUGAAUCAAUUUAGCGAAGAAAAUUAGAUCGACACGCGAUUGCACUUAACCAAAGAGUCGUUCUACUGAUGCAGCGUAAGGGUCUCGUUAUGAACAGUCUCUCGAGGUCCGAUAAUAAUAUCGUGCAGAUUCUUGUCACUAAAUAACGCUAAAUGUGGAAUUCAGAACGAUGAACAUGUUGCAGGAUUUUUUUUCGUUUUUUGUACGUUAUUUGUACGAUUUAUUAUUUUCCGAACGCGAUAGAACGAGCGUGUGUAUAUAUCCUGAUAAUAAAUUUCAGUUCCUUUGUAAUUCCAUUACGUUAUCGUUUUUGUUUAUUUUCUCUAUUCCGUUGUUUCUCAUAUGAUUUUGGUUUUCUUUCCUCAUUUUUAUUAUUUCCUUGUUUUCUUGCGACAGCGAAUUUCCAUUCCUUCGUUGAAAAAGUCAGCAACUGAUAAUGACGUUGACAACAAGUUUGCUUCGAAAAUUCCAUGACUAGUGUUUUGAAAUAUGAAUACGAAAUUCAUGAAAAAAUCGAUUAGAAGGGAUUUUUCAAACGAACCCAAACAGCUUUUCUAGUUUUCAGUAAUGUUUUGAGACAAAAAUCGAUAGAAAGAACUUAACGUCGUUUAAAGUCAUUUUCAAAGAAUACGAUCAACAAUGAAAUCCCAGAAUAUAGAAAAAUGAACAGCGAUUCUCUUAGUAUCGCAUUAUUAAGAAAAAAUAUAAUUAUCGAAAGAACUUGAAUUAACUAACGAAGUGCGUAACUCGAGAACCGAGUAACAUUUCAUCGAGCUUGGCAUAACCAACGUUAAUCAUAAUUUUCAUUUCUGACGACAGCUAUUGAAGAAUGGAGAAAAUGUCAAAAAAUGAUUUUUUUUUCCAUAAAUCAGGAUUUCAUGAUUGCGAAAUAUUCGUUGACGAUGAAUAUUUUGACAUUUAUUGACUGCGUUCUCCGCGUUGAGUUUACCACUGUCGAAAUACUCAAAAAAUUCAAGAGAAUUAUUAAUUUUUUAGAUAUAUCAUCGCUUGGCAUUUUUUUUACGGCCUCUUGAAAUGCUUGAGCUUAUGACGCUAAAUGUAAUAAAUGUAUGUCCUGUAAUCACCCAUUGCGUGAUCACUACGAGGGAAAACAAAAAAGAAAAAUACAUCUGACAGCAAUUGCUUCGAAAUAAAACGAAAACUCAUUUUCACCA
Molecule: messenger RNA, 7172 nt
Organism: Venturia canescens
Lineage: Eukaryota; Metazoa; Arthropoda; Insecta; Hymenoptera; Ichneumonidae
Gene: Lpin
Product: phosphatidate phosphatase LPIN
Exons: 12
Coding region: 1243-4608 (1121 amino acids)
Biological process (GO): positive regulation of transcription by RNA polymerase II; fatty acid catabolic process; triglyceride biosynthetic process
Cellular component (GO): nucleus
Molecular function (GO): phosphatidate phosphatase activity; transcription coactivator activity
Source: RefSeq, a predicted model, not a curated record